AGAGGAGGGGAAGAAGUGAAUAUUAAAAACAUAAAUAAGAAAAAUAUAUAGGAUUAACGCAGUAUCAUCCGGCGAUUCACAAUGGAACGUGCCAUAAUGGAGUUGUAUCGGUUUAAUCUUGACGAUAUAUUUGAUUAGUGUGACGUUCGUAAUGCCUUUAAUAGGAUUAGAAGAGGACACAAUGAAUACCAUUAGAUAAUAUCGUCAUGUUGGGCAGUACUGGAUACGAUCAAUUGAUAGUCUGUGUUCGACAUUGUUCUUCGCAUAGCGCGCUGGGAAGCGUCUUAUACGCUGCUAGCAGACGACAUAUGCUUUGGAUAUCGUUGAUACAAAAACAUAUUUGACAAUCUUUUAAUAAUUAUUAUUAGUAAUUGGUUCCUACGAAAUGUCAUCGCCAACACAAGUGAUAAAAAGUGUUGGCCCAAAAUUAGUUCCAUUUUUUAAAAGUGUGUCUGUAUAUUUUGUACUAUUAGCAGAGCAGCCGUCUUUAUUAACAGCAUGCUUCAAAUGUUUGCCAAUAAUAAGUCUUAUCAUAUUUGUUUUGUUACAUGGAAUUAGUUUAUCCAAAGAGUAUACCUUUUCUAGACGUAUUUUAACAGGUUUAGUCUUCAGUUGUAUAGGAGAUGCUUUGCUAGUAUGGCCAAAUUGUUUCAUUGCAGGAAUGUGCAUGUUUGCUAUUGCUCAAAUCAUGUACAUCUAUGCAUUUGGUUUUAAACCGAUAAAUUUGGUACUUGGUGCUAUAAUGUACACAUUAUGUUCCCUAGUCAUAUGUCUUUUAAUGCCUGGUCUAAGUGGUAUUCUAGUCAUAGGUGUUCCGAUUUAUACAGUGUUAUUAACUACAAUGGCAUGGAGAGCCAUCUCACGAGUACAAUUUUUUGGGGAAUUAUGGACAUGGACAAAAUUAUGCAGCUGUGUUGGCAGUAUAUGCUUUCUAAUAUCUGAUACACUACUUGGUAUCCAUUAUUUUCGUAAUCCAUUACCGUACUCUCAGGUGUCUAUCAUGUUGACAUAUUACACAGCUCAAUUAGGAAUAGCUUUAAGUGCAGUAGAUUCAAAAAAUAAUUACAAUACUGUUGAUAGUACAAAGCCUGUUGGUAAAAUCAGAAAAUAAAACAAAGUUAUCUUUUAAAAUGACAUAGAAGAAUAGGUGGCAAUGAAUUUUAGAAGUAUAAAAAUAUUAAAUUGAUAGAUGUAGAGUAUAUCUUUAUAAUUAGAGAUAUUACUUUACUUUAUUAUAUGUGGUAAAGUUUUUUUCUCUAUUCUAUAAUACUAUUAAUCUAUCACUGCCAAUAAUAUAGGCAUGAAUUUAUCUUCAACAACUCACUCACUAUAUAUACAGUGUCACUUUAGAUAUAAUACUAUAUCACACAUAUAAUGAAAGAUGUAUUUGAGAAUAUCAGUAUAUUAGUAAAUGUAUUUGGAAAUACUUUUAUCCACUAAAUCGAUGUAACUAAUGCAUCUAUUGUUAUACUUGCAUGCACGUUUAUGCAUGUGUAAUCUAAAAAUCGUUGAUAUAAAACCGUUAGAUAUGUUCAUUGUUAUAAUAAUAGCAAAUAUUUCUCUUAAUGAAUAAUGUUACUCUUUAUGAGCUUAGUACGAACAAUUCUUAGUUUAAUAACAGUAAACAUUUUUUUAUCCUUUUAAAAAGUAUAUAAACUUUGCACAUACUUUCUCCUAGUAAAGUUGUAUAUAUUUUUAUGAAAACAAAAUGCUUAUUAUUCAGUUAUUGAUACUAUAAAGUCAUGUUCUUUCAUGACAAGAUCUCUAUAAUUAUGUAUAUUCGCAUACCAUUUCUUCGGACCAAUAUCAAUUGAUAUAGUACCAUAUAUUAGACAGUUGAUUAUACUUGCCUUACACUCUGUGUGUAAUCCCUUCAUAACAUAAUAAUGAAAAACACUACAUCACAACUCUAAAUGUUACAAUGAAUCUGUACAUUUUAAAAAGAAUUUUCUAAAAAGAAAUGUGUCAGAUAUUUUGUAUUCUAUAUGGCAACAAAAUCAUGUAAUGUUUGUUCUAUAGACAUAUGUAGAAACGAAAAUAGAACAGAUGAUGACAGAUUUUCUAUAUAUAAAAUAUUAGUUUAUUUAAAGGUGUGAACAGAAAAUUGAAAAAUUAAUCGUUCAAUGAUAAAAUUUAUUAUUAUUACGAUUUAGUAAAUGACUAAUUUGAAUAAUCUUUCAAUAUUCCUAAACGUAUGCUAUAUAUAAAUAUUAAAUUGUAUUUGAUGCAAAUAUUAUUUGAAGUAUGAAGAAUGAUUUUUAAUGAUUUAAUAUUUAUAUGUAUGUACAACUUAUGUACAUGUAUGUAUGUAUUUAUGUAAUAUUCCUAUAUGUAUUCUAGCUCGCAAUAAGUUACUGUGGUGUAAUAUAUUUGUUGAUAUAUCAGAGUAUGUAUAAUGUAAUGUAAUAGAUAAAAUGUAUUUUGAAUAGACAAGAUGGGCAAUAUAUUUUAGUGAUAAUAAAGCAGAAAUAUUACUAAGAUUUCAUACUGUACAAAUCUACGUUUUAAACAAAGUCGUUAAGAUUGUAAUAUACAUACAUAUAUAUAAUAUACAUAUACAUAUAUGUAUAUAUAUAUAUUUAUAUAUUAUAUAGUGAUAUAGCACUGCAGAUUACAAUAUAAUACAAUGUUCAUAUCAUCUAUCUUUAAGUUUACUCUUUCACCUCUAACUGCCGUAUAAUAGAGAGUUAGACAUAAUAUCCAAGAAGGUGUAAUAAAUAAGUCUUUGUGAAGAAUUCAUAGAAAUUCUUAGUGUUAAAAAUGAAUGUUAUUACGUACACAAUGUGUUAUACAAUAAAUAUGAUUUCAAAAA
Vespa mandarinia (Asian giant hornet) is the source of this 2812-nucleotide messenger RNA. Its product is annotated as lysoplasmalogenase TMEM86A. Gene Ontology annotation, cellular component: membrane. Gene Ontology annotation, molecular function: hydrolase activity. NCBI's taxonomy places the organism in Eukaryota, Metazoa, Arthropoda, Insecta, Hymenoptera, Vespidae. The record is from RefSeq and is a predicted model, not a curated record.